AUGGCUAUGCCAAGGGCAAAAGCAGGCGCUGAUGGCGAGCGGGCUGUCCACCCGAACCAUCUGAUAUAUGCCAGAAUGGAGAAGGUGGUGCAGAAAAUGCUGGAUCCAGUUAACGGUGUUCCAGUGAAAACGGUCAAAGGAUUCCUGACAAAUAUUCCAUCAGUUUUUACGGGUCAAGACCUGAUCGCGUGGAUGAUGAAAAACUUAGAAGUUCUAGACCAGGCUGAAGCUUUGCAUCUUGCACACUUAAUCGCAGCUCAUGGUUAUAUUUUUCAAAUUGAUGACCAUGUGCUAACUGUCCGAAAUGAUGGCACUUUUUAUCGAUUUCAAACUCCGUAUUUUUGGCCUUCAAGAUGUUGGGAACCUGGAAACACAGAUUAUGCUGUUUAUCUUUGCAAACGUACGAUGCAAAGUAAGCCAAAUCUUGAGCUGGAAGAUUUUGAGGCAGAAAACCUUGCAAAACUGCAGAAGUUGUUCAGCAGAAAGUGGGAAUUUAUAUACAUGCAAGCAGAAGCGCAGUAUAAGGUUGACAAAAAACGAGACAGGCAAGAACGACAAAUUUUGGAUAGCCAGGAGAGGGCUUUUUGGGAUGUGCAUCGCCCUCCGCCCGGCUGUGUUAAUACGACAGAAGUUGAUUUCAGAAAGCUUUCACGCUCUGGCCGUCCAAAAUAUAGCGCUGGAGGUUUAUCUAUUGAAGUAAGUUCAUCACCUGGCUUAACGCAGGAAUCAAUUGGUAUACGGGAAUCGCAGUUGCCAUGCUCCUCGAAAUCGGCUGUGGCGAAAGAUGCAAAAAAAAGUUUAGAAGUUGAUCAGCAAGAAGAUUUGAAAAUAGCCUCACUUAAUUUUGAUAAAUUGAAUAUUAACAAUUAUGUUCAAAAACCAGGUUACCGUCGGUGUAGUCAUGUUCAAGACGCUCUAAAACAGGAGAUCUCUGCUCUUCAACUUCGUUUAUCUAAGACUGUGAUAAAAACCUCAAAAGUGGUUGAAAGUUUCCUGCAGUAUUAUGAGCAGAGACGUGUUUUCGAUCCAUUUUUGACUCCUCCGGGUUCCUUAGCUGACCCGUUCCAAAGUCCUCCGAAUCCUUGGAUAUCGGAUACUGUUGAUUUUUGGCAGCAUGAUAAAAUCACGGGAGAGGUAUCGGUUCGGCGUUUGAAGCUAUGGGCUGAAAGCUUUGAGGAGUUGCUCUCUGAUGAGGCGGGAAGAGAAAUACUAGAAAAAUUUCUGGACAAAGAAUAUUCUGGUGAAAACCUGAGGUUUUGGUGGAAGGUUCAAAAUUUGCGAAAGUGUUCACUUCGCAUGGUCCCAAUUCUUGUCACAGAAAUCUACAAUGAGUUCAUUGGCCAAAAUGCAACUGCUCCAAUAAAUAUUGAUUGUAAAAUAUUAGAAAAAACGGAAGAAAAUCUAAAAAAUCCGAAUCGCUGGUCUUUUGAUGAAGCAGCGGUAAUUUUUUUUUUUUGUUCAGAUUAG
Molecule: messenger RNA, 1467 nt
Organism: Enterobius vermicularis (human pinworm)
Lineage: Eukaryota; Metazoa; Nematoda; Chromadorea; Rhabditida; Oxyuridae
Source: the annotation of a GenBank genome assembly